AUGGGCCCGUUUGGCCCGCCAGGCCCGAUCGGAGAGAAGGGCAUUCCAGGACUUUAUGGUCGCCACGGGAAGCCCGGCGAAACUGGAGCUCCAGGCAUGCCUGGGGAGAAUGGUCCACAUGGGCCCCCUGGUGAAAUGGGCAUCAGAGGUCCGAAGGGUCCAAGUGGACCCCCGGGCCAACCAGCGGCACUGAUCCCCGGCCAGAAGGGUGGACAGGGCCAGCCCGGAAGAAUGGGAGCAAAAGGUGAAAAGGGCCAGCCGGGAAUAGAUGGGAUCCGGGGUCCCAAAGGACCCGAGGGUCUACAAGGCCAGAAGGGAGAGCCAUCGAUUCGGGGACCAAAGGGCUAUUUGGGUUCUAUUGGCCAGAAAGGCCAGAUCGGUAUACAAGGCCCAAAGGGUCGACAAGGACCCAAAGGAGCAAUUGGCAGACAUGGGCCUCCAGGUGAUACACGAGGGAACACCGGAUACCUAUUUGCAGUGUAA
Protopolystoma xenopodis is the source of this 483-nucleotide messenger RNA. NCBI's taxonomy places the organism in Eukaryota, Metazoa, Platyhelminthes, Monogenea, Polystomatidea, Polystomatidae. The record is from the annotation of a GenBank genome assembly.